This is a messenger RNA of Chrysemys picta bellii (western painted turtle), 9186 nucleotides long. It is a transcript of the gene VWDE, whose product is annotated as von Willebrand factor D and EGF domains. Gene Ontology annotation, cellular component: extracellular region; cell surface. The record is from RefSeq and is a predicted model, not a curated record. Gene Ontology annotation, biological process: anatomical structure development. Lineage: Eukaryota; Metazoa; Chordata; Testudines; Emydidae. Gene Ontology annotation, molecular function: signaling receptor binding; calcium ion binding.
CAGGGGAAAGGAUCCCACCAACCGAAACUGGGGAGCGUCCCACGCAGCUCGGGGAUGUCACAAAGCCAGCUGGGCUGCGGAGUCCCGAGCGCUGGGGAACAAAGUCACGCCGGAGAGGACAGCUCCCAGCGCGGCUCUGCGCGCUCCCCGGCGUCACAAGUGCCUGUGUCUUGAGGCCACGCGUUAGCCGCGAAGCUGGCAAGCAGCAGCAGUGACAGCCGGGAGGCAGCAGGGAGAGCGCGCCCCAUAGCCCCUGCCGGCCGGCCGCAGCUCGCUCCCCUCCCAGCCCGGCUUCCCGCCAGCUCCGGCUGCUGCAGCGCGUGAGGCUGUCCCGGGACCGGGGUGGCUCGCGGUGCCUUAGCACCAGCAUCCUCCACCCCGCCAGGCGCAGGCACAGAGUUAAAGCGGGGCCGGGCUGCUCUGCUGACCGCUGGGGCAGGAGGCUGCGGGGGACUGAAGGGAGGAAGCCCCCAGCACCCCUCCGAGGGGCAGGGCAGCCGCCCUCUGGGCAAUGCAACUCCCGGCGCUGCGAGCCUGGCCCCUCUGGCUUGGGCUGGUGCUGCUGGGCUUGAAGGCAGCGCCCUGCCAGCAAGCUCUUGAAUGUUACCCUGAUGGACAUCAGAUCCUUCAGAGUCCUUACCGGAGCGUUGAUUUUGAUUCAUCACAACUACAGCAAUCAGCUAUUCAAGAUCUCAUAUGUGACCAUUCACUAACACCAGGAUGGUACCGCUUUCUAAUAUUUGAUAAGCCAGCUGAGAUGCCAACCAAGUGUGUGGAGAUGAAUCACUGUGGAACUCAAGCCCCUGUCUGGUUAUCUCUAACGGAGUCAGAAUCCAUGCCUCCACCUGGUGAGAUCAAACAAUUAACUGCUUGUGCAACAUGGCAGUUUUUCUUCAGCACUACAAAAGACUGCUGCCUUUUCCGAAUCCCUGUCAGUGUGAGGAACUGUGGAGAAUUCUUUGUUUAUUUGCUACAGCCCACCCAAGGAUGCAUGGGGUAUUGUGCAGAAGAAGCAAAACCACAAACAUGUGAUCCUGGGGAAGUGAAAACUCAAGGUGUCUGUAGUAGUAGACUGUCUCCUUCAUCAUCUCCAUCCCCAUCACCACCACCUCCUACUUCACUUGAAGUUGUGGCAGAGUUGGUUGAAGCCAGUGUUUACUUAAGGUGUACUUUUGAUGUUCCUCUCACAAAUAGUUCAGUGGGAUUUAUUGUAACUUGGUCCAGGCUUGCUUCUGAAGACUUCAAAGAAGAACUGAGACGAGAGACAACAGUUCGGGCAUUCUCACUGUUAGAACUGGAUGGCAUAAACCUCAGACUCGGAGACAGGAUCUUCUGUAGCAGUUCUACUUUUUUCUUGGGAAAAACAGAUAUACAAAGCCUACCUGUUGAGAGCAGUGAAUUUUUUGCUGGCAUUAAGCUGCAUCCUGAGUCACUGAAUAUAUCAGAAGAUGGAAGAGAAUACAGACUGACAAUAGAAAGUAGAAUUCCUAUUCCUUGUCCCAAAUUUAGCCAACUUGAAAAUGACUGCAAAAUCUCAUUAAAAUUAAAUACUAUUGAUGAAGGUAAAGAGCAGCUAGGCUUAAACUUGGCUCUUUCUUCUUGUGAUGUGGAUCUUCUUCAGAAACCCUGCAUUAAUGGAAUCUGUAGCCAGGUUAUUGUUCAUUUCACUGCUGUGACAGAUUUUGCUCAGGAUGGAGACAGAGUUACCAAGAUUAUGGUGGAACCUAUAUUAAGUGACAAUUUCCUGUGGAACCGCUACAUCCCAGAAGGCAUACAGAUUACAAUAAAGGAUCUUCCCUCUGCCUACUGCUACUCAUUUACUGACCCACAUAUAAUUACAUUUGAUGGCAGGUUGUACGAUAAUUUUAAAACGGGAACAUUUGUGCUCUAUAAGAGUACAUCUCGGGAUUUUGAAGUUCAUGUGCGCCAGUGGGACUGUGGCAGCCUUCACUUCCCAGCAUCAUGUAACUGUGGCUUUGUUGCCAAAGAGGGAAGUGAUAUAAUUGCAUUUGACAUGUGCAGCGGUCAACUACAUGAGUCACAGCCACAUUUAUCUGUAAAGAGUAGAGACAUAACGGGAAGCAAUAUCAGGAUCACUGAAUCCUAUCUAGGAAGAAAAGUCACGAUCUCAUUUUCUUCUGGAGCUUUCAUUCGUGCCGAUGUGAGUGAAUGGGGAAUGAGUGUGACACUCCGGGCACCCAGUUCAGAUUAUAAGAACACUUUAGGACUUUGCGGCACAUUUGAUGGAGAUGCAGAGAAUGACUACCACACUGUGAAUAGGAAAGAAAUCCCAAAGAAUUCUAACGCUCAUCUUACUUUUAUUAAUGAGUGGAGAAUUUCACCAGGAGACAGUUUGUUUGACAAAACACCAGGUUCUUUAAGUUCAUCCAAGAAAACACCCUUCUGUAGUUGCACAGUUGAUGAUGCUGGAUUAUAUCAAUCGGUGAAUAAAUUGGAUUCUGUUUCUCAAACAGAAUCUGCUUCAUCUUGCAAAGAAAGUGAAAAUGUUAAGUUUCUUUCUUUGAUACCAGGACUGGAUGUCACUGCUGAGUAUUUUAGCUCUGUUGAUCUUAUCAGGCGCUUAAGCAGACGUGCAUCUUCACAUGAAAAGGAUUCUUCUGCUCUUCUGUCAGGAGAAGACCAGUCUGUUAAUCAAACCAAACAUCACACACAAACCCUAGCACAUACAGCUAUAAAUUCAAGGGAAGACACUGGAACAGAAAAACAAGGCUCAUUGAGCUUGGGAAGUAGAAGAAAUAAACAGAAGUAUGACAGCCAUCUCCACAAAAGACAGCCUGUCAGAAAUAGAUGGAAGCGCCAGCAUUAUUAUGAAUACCUUUCUGUAUUUCCAUUCCAAAGUCUCAGCCAAAUGGACCUGGAAGGGUUUACCUAUUUUUUUCCAGAGGACCAUAUCCCUGACACACACCAAGAAUUUUUUCCUUCUUGGCCCACACCUUCUGGCCUCACUGAGUCCAGUGCCUUGGCACUAUGCAAGCAAACAAUAGCUAACUCCAGCAUAGGAAGAGCUUGCACUGCUCUUCUUGGCAGGCGGAUAGAGGAUACAGUAGAUAUGUGUGUUAAAGAUCUGUUGCUAAAGGAUGAUCUCAGCUGGUCAGAAGCAGGCAUGGCCCUGUUAGAGAAUGAAUGUGAAAAGAGGGUUUUGGAAGAAAUAAAUUACAACACACAAGGAUUUCAGGGGUCAAUUGAAGACCUUCUCUUAGCAUUAAAAUGCCCCAAUCUCUGCAGUGGUAAUGGACAGUGUGUAGAAUGGGGCUGUGCCUGUUUUCAAGGCUUUAGUUCCUAUGACUGCAGUGUGUUGUCUGAUCAGGUUCCAGAAAUUACAGAGCUGGAGAAUGAUGGAUUGUGUGAUGUUCGACAGUAUGACUGUACAUCUGUGAGAGCUUUUGGCCAAGGAUUCAGGGAGUCACCCAGUCUGAAAUGUGAAAUUAUCAAACUACAGUACAGCGAUGGUAAAUGGAUCCUGGGAGAACCUGUGUUUACGCCGGCUGCCUUCCAAAACACCAGAACUGUUGAUUGCCAACUGCCGACUGAUGGUCAGCAAUCUGAUGUCAUGGAUCAGGUUGACGACAAACCUAUUGCGAGGUGGCAAAUCAAGAUUUCUAAUGAUGGAUUCAUUUAUAGCAACCCUAAAACAAUGACAUUAUUUGAUGGAGCUUGUCAAACAUGUGAACCACAGGCAAAUGGGUUAUGUACAUUAAAGGAGAAAACAUGCAACAUAGAUGGCCUCUGUUAUGGGGAAGGAGAUACAAAUCCCACCAGCCCAUGCUUACUCUGCAGACCUGACAUCUCAAAGUUAACUUGGUCAGUUACUGAAAACAAUGAGCCUCCUGUGCUUCAAACUUUGCAAGGCACACUACAGACAUUUUAUGGGGAAAAUUUUGUGUACCAGUUUAUGGCAUCAGAUCCAGAAGGCUCUGCCAUCCUUUUUAUGUUGGACUCUGGUCCUGAAGGUGCCAGCCUUUCCCCUUCUGGCCUCCUUAUAUGGAAAGCUGUGGCAAAGAGUUCACAGAAAUUGACAUUUUCUUUGACAGAUGAUUGCAAUGCUGAGACUAAAGUAAUAAUAGAGGUCAAUGUGAAAUCGUGUGAUUGUUUAAAUGGUGGGUCAUGUGUGACAAAUAUACAUUUCCCAUCUGGAAGUGGAAAAUACCUGUGUGUCUGUCUGCCUGGUUUUGAAGGUGACCUCUGUCAAGUGAAUUUUGAUUAUUGUAAAUCUAAUCCCUGUGGUAUUGGCAGAUGUGUUGAUGGGAUAAACAGCUACUACUGUGAAUGCACACCUGGGCUGCAGGGAAGAGACUGCCAAGAAGAUAUUGAUGAAUGUGCAUCCAAGCCUUGCUUCCCUGGGGUAUUUUGCUUUAAUACUUUUGGUUCCUAUUAUUGUGGUCCAUGCCCAAAAGGUCUACAUGGAGAUGGGGAGAUAUGCCAUGUUGAAACAAAAUUGACAAGUGAUGUUCCCUCACAUCUUUUGGCUCCGGAAAGCUUUGAAGAUGUUUAUGAUGAAAGAGAGGAUGACACUGAAGAAAUGGGAAGGAAUGAGGGUGAAGAUUACAUUUUUCAUGAAGAAAAUGGAAUUGCUGAUGCACAUACUGAUGAGAAUGUAUCUGGUUAUCAACAGUCCAUUGAGAGACUUCCUAAUGCCACAAGCUUUACUCCGAGUCCUACAGAUGUUGUCGAAAGUUUUAUUUCUGUGCAAAGAGCCAGCAGCACCCCCUCAACCUCCACAGUGAAAACAAACACACCGUGGAAGCGAAUUAAUUCUCAAAUAACGACUUUUGACCAGUCUGCGAGUACCAGAUACAUUGGCCAUACCUUCACUGCCAUCAGUAACCAGCUAGAUAACACAGGAGAAAGCUCUGCUGUAAACACUAUGACAACACCAUCUUUUAGGAACAGUCCAGUAUUACACGAUAAGACAACAAUGACACAAUCUGAGGCCUACAAUCCUUUAGAGACUAGCAAGGACACAUUGCUUAGCAGCAAAAUGAACAUACCCUCCAUAAUGAGCAGAGUAUUAAAAGGAGGAAAUAGUCACAAAGUUCAACACCCAUCGGUCAAGCAUAAGGAUAGUCUUUUACGGUCUGGUUUUGUUGCAAUCACUGACCCACCAAAAGUGCCUGGCACAGAUAUGGAAUCAGAUGCAACAGCAGUGCCUAAGGCAUUAACUUGUGCUGAUUUACCUUGUUUUCCUGGAGUUCUCUGUGAACCAAGCCAUGAUGGAAGUUUCAAAUGCGGUCGUUGUCCUUAUGGUUAUUAUGGAGAUGGUGUCUCUUGCAGAGCAAUAUGUAGGCAUGCAUGUGGUAAAAACAUGGAGUGCGUGGCACCCAAUAUUUGCAAAUGCAAACGUGGCUACUCUGGUUAUAACUGUCAGAGUGCUGUAUGUCAACCUGACUGUAAAAACCAUGGCAAAUGCACGAAGCCCAAUGUCUGUGAAUGUCCCCCAGGAUACAGUGGAUCAACCUGUGAGGAAGCACAUUGUAACCCACUGUGUCAACAUGGAGGCACAUGCUUGGCCAGAAAUCUCUGCACUUGCCCUUAUGGUUUUGUGGGACCCAGGUGUGAAACAAUGGUUUGCAACAGACACUGUGAAAAUGGUGGUGAAUGUCUCACUCCAGAUGUCUGCCAGUGUAAAGCUGGCUGGUAUGGACCUACAUGCAAUACAGCGGUGUGUGACCCCGUAUGCCUCAAUGGUGGCUCCUGUACUAAGCCAAAUGUUUGCCUCUGUCCUAAUGGAUUCUUUGGUGCCCAGUGUCAGAAUGCUGUUUGCUACCCUCCCUGUAAGAAUGGUGGCCACUGCAUGAGAAAUAAUGUGUGCACAUGUCCUGAUGGGUACACUGGCAGAAGAUGUGAAAAAAGUAUCUGUGACCCAAUGUGCAUGAAUGGAGGCAGAUGUGUGGGGCCAAACAUUUGCUCUUGCCCCUCAGGGUGGAGAGGAAAACGAUGUAAUACACCUAUUUGUCUUCAGAAAUGUAAGAAUGGCGGAGAAUGUAUCGGACCAAGCAUGUGUCAUUGCCUUCCACAGUGGGAAGGGGUUCAGUGUCAAACACCUGUGUGCAGUCAGAAAUGUCUCUUUGGUGGUAGGUGUGUGCUGCCUAAUGUGUGCUCUUGUCGUCCUGGUUAUACUGGAGUCAUCUGUGCAAAGAAACUACAGGUACAGAGACAUCAUGGUUGAAGAAAAUCAAGUACAUGGAUUACAAAACCAUGCUGUAUGGACUAAGAGGCACAUGAAACUAGAAAGAGGCUUUGAAGGCAAUAAGGAAUGAAGUUUAUUUAAACAAAGGGAGUGAUAUCCUGAAGCAUGCCUUUAAAGUAUUCAUUAUGAUUUUAAAGCCAAGGACAUUAAUUUUUAAACAGUGGUAGAACAAUAACAUACUAAGAGCAGAAAUGUAAUAAUCUGUUGUAAAGCCUCAUUUUAUUGCUACCUCACACUCAGAAACCACAGCCUCUCACUCUCUAUUGGACUUUUAGAUAUUGUAGAUGAUACAAACACCAGAUCCCUGGUCAGCUAAUAUCUGGAGAAGUAGUCAUUGGAGCAGUGAUUUGUAGUGAAUGUCCUUCCUUGGGACCUAAUCUAAACAUCUCCUAGCAGCAGGAAGGCAUCACCUGACAGGAUCAGGUCCUGAAAUAUAGCAUUUUGUUUUCACAUACUGAUUUUAAAGAGCAAGUUCUGUUGGUUUAAGAAUCCCCUGCCUGUAAUGAACAGGUGAAAAAGGGUUUAGGUUCCUAUUGCAUUAUUCACACAUGCAAUAGUGUCUCGAGAAUAUUGAUGAACUCAACAUCCAUUUCUAAUUAUAUUUAAUGUGAAACUGUUAUGUUAGGGGAGGUUGAAACAGUUCAGUGCUUACAUCUGACUGCACCUAUGCCUCUGUGCAUGGUCAUCAUUUCAAAAUAUCUAUGAGAGAAUGUAAUUGCCAUAAACAUAAACAAUGGGCUUUUCAGAGAAAUGUUUUUAAAAGUUAAUGAUAAGUGAAAAUACUAUAUAUUAAAGUAAAAGAAUCUUCUCAACUCAGCAAUUUUCCUCAGGUUAUCUAUAAUUUAUAGAUAUAAGUUAUCUAUCAGCCCUUUUAGGAAACAAGGACUGUAACUAAAGAGCCAUGAUCAUCUUAAAAAAAAAUCACAAAUAAACAUUUUUACAGAGUUUAAUUUAAGAAUUGAUGGCUCUCCGUGUGGAAACAUUUAUGUAUCUAUCUCGCGUACAUGGCUAUAAUCCACAUCAAGUUAUUUCUGACUUUAUUCAUUUGUUCCACACCUAGUGUCCAGUCCCAGUGCUGGCCUCUGCAUAGCCUAUGACUGCAGGCUCUCCUCUGCUAAUUUGAAGGAUCUAAAAAUGACUGUCAGUUUUCCUUCAAAAAGAAAAGUUUCCAGUCCUUUCCCUUGUGAAGGCCCUGAUCUGUCCCUAUAUGAACUGGUGGCCAGACCAGGAUAAUGGGACAUGAGGUGGUUUCGAUAUCAGCAUACUCAUAGGCUGAAGAGUCUUCCCAGCGUGUUACUAGCAGAGAGUGAGAGUCUGGAGACAGUCUAUGUGAAAUCUAUUGUAUUGAUAAUGGAAAAGAGAUUGGAUUCUAGAGUGUCUUUGGCAUUAGUCUGUGGAAACUGACGUUUCUAAGAGCAAUAAAUCUGGAGGAUUUCAGCAUCAUGCUGAGGAACUGCACCAUUAGACCCUCUAGGAAGUCAGCAAGCUCUCCCUCUGGAGAGCUGUCGAACACUGGAUUCUUUUUGGUCUUCUGAUUUUGUUUCUGGAGUGGAGUGUCAUCUGCAUCGGAGGGUUGAGGGAACCUGGACUAUUUUCUUCCAUUUGGCUCGUCUGUGAUCUACCUUGGUUUGUGUUGUACUGUGUAGCCUGUAGGGAGUAGCUGGGCUAAAAUAAACCAGAUGUCAAUUAUGCAGGCAAGGGAAUGUGUCUAAUCAAAAAUCAAAUCCAGAAUGGUGCUGGUUUAAUGGAUGGCUGAACUCUGCAUUCAUCAGCCAGAGUUUUAGAUUGCUAUCUUCAGUUUGUUUGUUUGUUGGUGCUUUGGGACUAAACUAAGGAGCCAGUUGUAGGAUUACUCCUGUUCUGUGUUGUUCCUCUAGUUCCUCCUCCCACCUCACAUAUAGUGGGGAUUUGAGAGGGUGGGGAAUAUAUGGUUCCUAAAACCUUUCAAGGGGAUAGUGUUCUAGCUCUGUAAAUCCUGCGGGUGUGGCAAUGUUUUUCUCCAGGGAGUCUUCAGUGCUAGGCCUUGAAAGGGUGGAAAUGGUGAAGAGUGUAGUGAGUGGAUCAGAGUAUGGGGUGGUGAGGCAAAGCACAUUGUGCACGCCUCAUGCUCUGUUUAAAUAAUAGAAAGCACUGGUAUCCAUUGAGAGCAGUAGAUUACAAAUGGUAAGUAGGAAUAAUACUGGAGGCCACUACCGCUACCUAGAAUUCCAGGCAAUUGUGAGCAGCUGCCGCCACCACAGUCAGAGAGUUUUCAGGGUUAGAUUCUAACCUGCAUGUGCUGUUCUAGACAUUGUGUUCCCACCAGCAAAGAGUGAAAAGCCAUUUUAGUCCCUUGGGCAGCCAGCAGAGUACUGCUGAAUGAUGAGUAUCAGAGGGGUAGCCGUGUUAGUCUGAAUCUGUAAAAAGCAACAGAGGUCCUAUGGCACCUUUAAGACUAAAUGCUCCAAUACUUCUGUUAGUCUUAAAGGUGCCACAGGACCCUCUGUUGCUUUCUGCUGAAUGAUGCAUAUCUCACCUUAGCUAGGAGAGGCAAUGCAGUUUUCAGUGUUUAAUUAUAUGUUUACAAGUUUCAUGACCUCAGAUUCUGCUGAGGGAUGCCCAAUUUGAAUGGUCUGCUCUUUCCCAGUGUCCAGUUUGGAACUGGUAGGAUUUUGCCAUUUUGUGGGCUGCUGUCACAGGAUGUCGACUCCCAGGUUAGAGUGGUCACGUACCCUAUAGCUGUUCAGCAGCUCUCGGUGUAGAUUCUUGUUCUCCUACAUAGCCCUGUUCAGUCUCUUUUGUAAAAUAAGCUGGCAUUCUCAGAGCUCAGCCUCCUUCCCACAUAAUACCUGUGGAUUGCUAUGCGUCUUACAAAGGAAAAAAUCAUUAGUGUGUACAUAAAGUAAGACUUUUCAAAAUUGCAUUGUAAUGGUGGGAUGGGUUGUUGUUUUCUACCAGAUUGUAAAUCAUGUACAUUAAAUAACAUUUGUUUAUUGUAA